GCGCUUCACCGCCAUUAGAAACACACACAUAGACACACAAACACGUCUGCGCACACACGCACACACACACACACGCACAUACACACUGACUCUCAGCUGCGUAGCGCGUGUAGUUGUGGAAGUGGGUACAUGAUGGACUGAGUUGCAGAUAAGACUGAAAAUAUUCAGCCCGAAAGCCACGCAGAGCUGAUUAUUCGAUGAUCGGAUGCUCUGGAAAGCCCGAUCGCACCGAUCAGACUGGACCGAGCAGGCUGCUGUGAAGAGGCAGGACUUUUCGGGCUCGUUCCUCGGGCUGGCUAUCAGAUGAAGUUCUGAAAAGUCGAUCAGCAUUGUCUUUGCGGCGUUUUAAGCGCAAGACUUCAAAAUAACAUCAUGGCUCUCUUGUCCUCCAAUCUCCUGUUUCCUCUCCUUAUGUCCUCCCUGGAUUGGCUGUCCACUCCGGGAAAUGGGUUUUUCAUGGCCCGGCACGACGUGACAUCACCAGCUCCCCUGGAGCCUCACAUCACCGAGUGCAUGUCAAGAGACCAGGUGACAUUCCAAUGCUGGUGGAGUCCGGGCAACUUCCACAACCUGUCUUCUCCUGGAGCGCUCAGACUCUUCUACAUUAAGAUAGAAUCUCCCCCCAGCGAAUGGAAGGAGUGUCCAGAGUAUGUUCAUUCGAAUCGGGAGUGCUUCUUCGACACCGACCACACGUCCAUUUGGGUGACUUACUGCACGCAGCUCCGCGCCCUGAACAACAUCACCUAUUACAACGAGGAGGACUGCUUCCGCGUGGAGAAUAUCGUACGUCCUGACCCACCAGUGUCUCUGAACUGGACCCUGCUCAACAUAAGUCGCUCGGGGCUAAACUAUGAUGUCAUGGUCAACUGGGAGGCCCCGCCCUCUGCCGACGUCAACACGGGCUGGAUGCGCAUUGAAUACGAGAUCCAGUACACAGCGACAAAUUCCACCAAAUGGGAAGCAGUGGAGAUGCAGACGCAAACCCAGCGGACAAUCUACGGUCUCCGCACAGGAACAGAGUACGAAUUGCACAUCCGCAGCAGGAUGCCGGGCUUCGUUAGGUUUGGAGAGUUCAGCGACUCCAUCUUCAUCCAUGUGGUGAAGGCUCCCGUCAAAGAGUCUACUUUUCCGCUCACCCUAGUUCUCGUUUUCGGAAUCACCGGCAUCAUCAUACUGGUCAUGACUGUUGUUGUCUUUCUGCAGGAAAGAUUGAUGAUGAUUCUGUUGCCGCCGGUUCCUGCACCCAAAAUUAAAGGCAUCGAUCCAGAGCUGUUGAAGAAAGGGAAGCUGGACGAGCUGAACUUCAUUCUGAGUGGUGGAGGUAUCGGCAGCCUACCCACUUAUGCAACAGAUUUCUACCAAGACGAGCCAUGGGUGGAGUUCAUCGAGGUGGAUGCUGAGGAUGCAGGCACUGGGGAGAAGGAGGACACCCAGAGGCUCCUGGACGUGUCCCAACCCGUUGGCCACCACAUGAACACAGGCUUCUCCAAUGCCGUGAGCUUCCCCGACAAUGACUCGGGGCGGGCCAGCUCUUAUGACCCAGAUCUGCCGGACCAGGACGCGCUGUUGCUGAUGGCCACCUUGCUGCCGGGCCAACCCGAGGACGGAGAAACCUCCCCCGAAGUGGUGAAAACGGCCCCGGCUCCAGAGAGGCUCCUCAUCCGUACCCAAACCGCAGGGCCCCAGACUUGGAUCCACACAGACUUCUAUGCCCAAGUCAGCAAUGUGAUGCCCACCGGGGGGGUGGUGCUGUCUCCUGGCCAGCAACUUAGAAGCCAGGAGAGCACCUCUGGCACGGAGGAAGGAACACAAAAGGGAAAAGAGCACAAAGGCAGCGAGGAUAGCGAGGAAGAAAAGGAGAAGGAGGAGCAGUUUCAGCUGCUCGUAGUGGAUCCUGAAGGAGGCAGGCAGGCUUCAGAGAGCGACGCCCCACAGAUGUUUGCCCCCCCCAGCUCCCCCAUGCCUGGUGAGGGUUAUCAAACCAUACCCCCCCAGCUAGCGGAGACUCAACCUGCAGCCAGAGCAGGGGACAACCAAUCCCCUUACAUUCUUCCAGACCCUCCCCAAUCCCAGGUCUUUGCACGGGUUGCGGACUACACAGUGGUACAGGAGUUGAACAGUCAGCACAGUCUGCUCCUCAACCCGCCUCCCCGCGAGUCUCCCCCCGCCUGCCGGCCACAGCACCCACUCAAAGCCCUGCCCGCCAUGCCUGUGGGGUACAUCACCCCGGACCUGCUGGGGAGCCUCUCUCCGUGAAAAUGCCAACGCCGGCGGGCCUUUUUUAGGUGUAAGAAUGAUCGACCAGGACGUCCCCACGCAGUCACAAGUUUCUCACUGAUUCCCGCCGCAAACCAAAUAACUCGUGCGGGUGGUUUUUUUUUUUUUUUUUUUUGAGGGUGCCAAAUUUGAGACGAGAAAACGCCGCCGUCGAUAACGGAACCACCGCAAAACCAAACGACACACUUUGCUGGAUUUCUUUGACACGCGCACAUAAAAGGCCAACGUUGUGAUCGUAACGCAUCAAAGAGCAUUAGCCUCGCCGCUACUCUGGAUCGCAUUCGCUGAUAUCGUUAAGAGCAAACGGCACUGUUGAAGUAUUAAUCUCACGGACGGACGUCAGUGUGUGAGCGGGAGGAGACGAGCACGUUCUGGCCGUGUUUUUUUUUUCCGCACACCGCUCUGAGAAGAAGCCCCUGUUGAUCCUUCUUGCUGGUAGAGAUGCUUUGCCGCUCGAUUGUGGCUUAGUUUGUAUUUUUAUCUCGUAUUCAGUGAUUGAAGUAGAAAUCGGCCACAAAAUAGAGUAAAAAAACACUAGUAUGCAGUUUUACCUUGCAUUCCUGGCUCCAUUUUGUUUAAGGCUGGUCAUAUUUUCAUGAAAUUUAGAUUAUAUGAUGUCAAGAUAUUUUUCUCUAUUUUUCUACUGCCACAAUAGUGUUUAAAAGAAGAACAACUUUUAACAACUGAAAAAGUAACGUUCAAUAGAAAUGCAGACACACACUCAGACAUGAGUGGGAUACAACUAUAUCAUCUAUUUCCUUCCUUGGGGGAUAUUUAAUGAAGGAAAUAAAAGGUAAUUUCACAAAAACGUAUUUAUGUAACGUGUUAAAUAUUCUGGAAUGAUUGAAAACAGCCCAGCAUUGACCUCCUCAUUCUACAUUCACACAGCGAGGACAACUGCAGCACUGAAUAGUGCUUAUUUAGGAGAAUUUGGUCGGAUUCAUUCGCAGCCGGGAGCCGCUCGGCUCCAACAGCGCUGCGGUACCCCGAGCACCAACAAGUGCCUUUUCUUAGGGGCCCAUUGACAUAGUUGUUCAAUAGAAGGGACGAUAAACACACCUGUUGCAUUUCACCCUGUGAUAGCAGCAACCUCUGUAACCAGCAGCCACCCCUAGUGGCUCGACUGAAACCUCAAUGAGCGAGCUCUCUCCCUGGGAGUUGUAUUCUUCUCCUGUUGCACUGCUAUUGCAGGGACAGCAUCUGGAACAAGUAGAAAGACUGUGAAAGUAGGUAAGAGCUGUAGUAAGCUAACAUUUUAUACGUGUUAUCUGCCGAGUACACUCGGCAACUUGUGCCUAUCGAUAGUGUUAAAAAGCUUUCCGUUCAUGUGCCAUGGCAUGCUUAUGUGAUUAGGAUUUAUGCGUUAUUGUACUAUGCGUAGAUGGAUAGGUGUAAAGCCUCCACUAAACUAAAAACCUGCACAUACACUAGCACAGCCUACACACACGCACUACACUGCAAGUUUACCUUUGUUGUGUUUUCAUUUGGCCUCCAUGACGUGAUCAUGGCUGAAUUUUGUCAAAGCUAAUAGUUUACUUCUGUAACCGUGUUGGUGUCACAUCACUCUUGUAAAAACUGACUUACCAAAAAUGCUGAUCAGGGCUGUUGAUGACAGACUUUGAGUUCCACUUUCUGGUUUAAUUUAAUCUUUAAGAGUUAUGCAUUGAUUACUUUGCCUCGCAGCAAUCAAAAACUGGGGCAGAGUCCGUUGCUCACUCAAAUAUUUAGUCCCGAUCAAUUGUAAUGUAAAGCGCUCUGGGUUAGGUGUGCAGGUGAGUGGGUGGCAUGGGUGACACCCUCUAUCAAGGUUCUCCUCUUAUACAUUUUUUUAUUCUCACCACAAAGGCUUUGAUAACCAACGCGGCUGCACAGCAUAACGUACACAAAAGCUAUACAAGCUUUGGCUCGAGGAGGUUACCCGAUGCUUCAAUGGCAAACAUAGAAUUCCCCUCACGGCGAGUAUACGAUUGAUUUAAAAGGAUCGUUAUUGAAUAACGUCAAAGCAGCCUCCGAAUGAACACAUCGCAACAACAAAAAAACACAUUUCAGCACGCAAAAGGAAAUGCGUCAUGCCGCUGAAUCACGUCGCUCUGGAUUCACCCUUGAGAUAAGCGGGCUAAGCGGAUGGAAUAGGUCGUUAGUAAUGGACAAUCCCUUAAUGAAGAGAGACAGGGCGAGAGCCAUGAAACGGCUUUAGAAAAUAUUAAACUGUGAAUGUCAAGAGAUGUGGGCCAUUUCUCUGCUUCUGUCCCUCGGUCGGUGUUCUGUUCCUGCCGCCUCGUGUUGAGGUUUCCAGCGAGCCGAUGCUGUUGCAGAAAUGUCUUAAUAUAUUAUAUUCACACUAAAAAAAAGUCAAACUAUAUAUACAUAUAUGUAAAUUUCUAUUAUGUUGUUAUUGUUACUAAUCCAAAUACAGUAUAUUGCUGCUCGGUACACGUAAAGACAUGUGAAAACAUGCUAAUUGGAUGAUGCUGGUAUCUGAGAAUGGGAGAAGUGGGAGAGCACGGUUUGGUUCAAGCGUUUGUUCCAUUAUCAGUAGCAACAGAAGGGCAGCUUUGCCCCAAAGUCCACAUGUAAUACGGUCCACACCACAGAUGCCCAUCCAACAUUGGGUGUUGAAGGCUCUCUGUGUACAUGAAGGAAGAUGGGAGAACGUUAGACAAUAAAGAUGAAGGCACUGCUAAGGUGCCGUUUCAGGUAAUUGUGAAUGUUUGGAAACUGGAAUAUGCGAUCACAUCUUUGAGGGAAAAUUGGCCAAAACAAAAGAAAGUUACAUCACUGAAAGAGAUAUAUAUUUUUAAAAACCAACCGCGCAGAAGAUAAAUCAGGAUGUGUAUGUUUUCAUUUUAUUUUAAGGAUUGCUGUACAAGUGUGUACUACAUUGUGUCUGCAAAUGUGUUUGCCAGUACAAAAUGGGCUCUUUAUUAACCUAGUGUAAAAGUUUGCAACUACUAUUUCUAGCUUAUAAAUGUUACAGACACUUUAGAGCAAGCACUUUGUACGCAAACACAUAUAUUGAUGUAUGAUUUAGUAUUCUGAUUUGGGAUUUUGGACUGAAUCAAGUCCAAAACCUACAUGUUUUUUUUUUUUAAACCGCAUUAUCGUCUCGUUGUUUUUAUUCAGCACAAUAAUCAGACAAUGUGGAAACUUCAAUAAGCUUUGCGUCCGAAAGAGCUAAUGCGACAUAUUUUACCAGAUUGGUUGAAUUAUGUUCAUCGAUGGAGUAUUUAAUGUUUGCUGUAAGAUUUGUGGUUACCAGGAGCAGGUCGACCUCGCCUUUUAUGAAGUCAGAGUGAAAUAUUUACACUGCAAAAUGACACUUGCAGUUAUCUGACUUUGUGAUUUCAGCAUUUCUUAUUGGCAAAAUGCAUUUGAAGGGGCUACAGUGUUUCAUUUGGGCGUCUUUGUGUUUUUUUUGUUUGUUGUUUGCGUUGGUUCCAGGUUGGCUUUGGUCACUCUGUGAGAGCCUGGAAGACAUCUUGAGAGCCUGAAUUUGUACCGGUUGCAACUCUUCGUUGUAGAGUUCCCAGUCUGACAUCUUUUGGGUUGUCGGCAAAAUGUUUUAAUUCAUGGCCUGAGUGCUGCUGGUGGCUUUUUCUAUGACAAUGUUGAGUGGCUCCACUCUCUGUGUGCUAUUUAUUUGGUCUGCUUACAGUCCUCAGAUCACCUGCCCACUCAUCUAACCACAGCGAGUGGCAGCUUCAGCGUGUACUGUUAUUCUCCAACGUGUGGCAUCUAAGCUCGGAAAGCUGCAAAAAUUUGGAAACGGCUUGCAUUGCAUUGCAGGCAUGUGUGUGUGUGUGUGUGUGUGUGCGCGUGUGUGUUAGCUUGCAUCGGCUUCAUUCUUUUCCCCAUAUUUUCAGCAUCUUGGAGCCACCGUCGUUGUCUUUUGGCUGCGGUUAAACUCGAGGCCGAGAAAUGUGUUGAUCUUCUGAUGAUUUGUAUUUUUUGUUGUUACCCGUUGAGCCUCUCUGGUGUUGUAUGUGUGAUCGAUGAGCUUUCAAUAAGUUACACAAUAAACAUAUAUACAGCAUCUUAA
Messenger RNA from Pungitius pungitius (ninespine stickleback), 6316 nucleotides. It is a transcript of the gene ghra, whose product is annotated as growth hormone receptor a. Gene Ontology annotation, biological process: positive regulation of peptidyl-tyrosine phosphorylation; growth hormone receptor signaling pathway; positive regulation of receptor signaling pathway via JAK-STAT. Gene Ontology annotation, cellular component: cytosol; external side of plasma membrane; growth hormone receptor complex. The record is from RefSeq and is a predicted model, not a curated record. The transcript is spliced from 10 exons. Bases 373 to 2256 code for a protein of 627 amino acids. Gene Ontology annotation, molecular function: growth factor binding; peptide hormone binding; cytokine binding. Lineage: Eukaryota; Metazoa; Chordata; Actinopteri; Perciformes; Gasterosteidae.